AUAAUGAUAAAUGGAAAUUGGAUCCAGCAUCUCCAUAUUAUGAUUAUAACCUUAUUCAGAGCCGAUUAGGUCACCUUAAACAAAUUAGGGAAAAGAAUGAUAUUUCAACAAUGAUCUAUAUGUUGAGAGCAGGCCUUUUGCGCAACUUUGGAGGUUUGAAUGAUCCUCGGUUGUUCAGUCAAUCAUAUUUAGGAACAAAGAAGUUGAUUGAAGAUUAUACGGAAGAGGUUGCAACUCAACUUGAAAAUAUUAAUCAGUCAGAUUUUUCAGAUGUUUCCCAUACUUCUAAGCCCGAUUUCUUUCAUGAUACUCGUCAAAGUUUUGGUUGUUCUGCUUUAGUCCUUUACGGUGGAGCAGCUUUUGGGCUUUAUCAUCUUGGAGUUGUGAAAGCACUUCAUGAAAAUGGAUUAUUACCAAGGGUCAUAUGUGGUACUGCAGUUGGUGCUUUUAUAGCUGCUCUUGUGUGCGUUCAUACUGAUGAGGAAUUACCAAAAAUCUUUCAACCUGGUGGGAUUGAUUUGGGAGCUUUUAGUAAAGUUGGAAGUAAAGGCAAUAUUCACAGAAAAAUCACGCGACUUCUCAAGCAUGGUUAUUUGUUAGACAUCAAGGUUUUGGAAGACUGU
This is a messenger RNA of Racocetra persica, 623 nucleotides long. Lineage: Eukaryota; Fungi; Glomeromycota; Glomeromycetes; Diversisporales; Gigasporaceae. The record is from the annotation of a GenBank genome assembly.